CUCUGCAGCUCCCAGAGGCCCCCGCGGCUCCCAGAGCAGGCCGAAGUCUUCCAUCUUGCGUGCUCAGUGCUGGAAGAAGCUGCCUAACUUUCUUUACCCGAAGCCCAUUUCCCUGGGAUGGGAAGACAGCCCACCUGGCCGGAAGUCCCACCUCCUUGCUCUCCGACUCUUCCAGACGUUUUGCCGUCACCAGGGCUUGCCUCUACCCCUUUCUCUGCUCCAUCCUUUCACCGGAGAAGGAUACGUUUAGUGCCGCCCUCCCAGCCGCGCUGCCCCCCCUCUGUUCUGGAAGCUUCUUCCCCACAGCCCCAUGUAGCUGGGACGCGGGGCCGGGGGUGGUCGGACCCCUGAGAUCCUAAAAGAGGGGCGGACAGGGUGCAGAAGGCCCUGCUGCCGCCGCCAUGCACCCCGCGGCCUUCCCGCUGCCCGUGGUGGUGGCCGCGGUGCUGUGGGGGGCGAGCCCCGCGCGGGGGCUCAUUCGCGCCACCUUGGGCACGAAGGCCAGCAUGGACUUCGUGGACCUCCCCGCCCUGUUCGGGGCCGCCCUGAAACAGGAGGGGCUGCAGGGCUUCCUCGUGGAGGCCCACCCUGCCAAUUCCUGCAGCGCCAUCGCGCCGCCGCCCGCCUCUCCGGCCAACGGGUCCACCUUCAUAGCCCUGCUCCGCAGGUUUGACUGCAGCUUCGACCUCAAGGUCCUGAACGCGCAGAAGGCCGGCUACGGGGCGGCCGUGGUGCACAACGUCAACUCCGACGAGCUCCUCAACAUGGUGUGGGACAGCGAGGAGAUCCAGCAGCAGAUCUCCAUCCCGUCCGUGUUCACGAGCGAGAGGAGCUCCCGGUACCUCCGCUCCCUCUUCCUCUACCAGAAGGGGGCUGAGGUGCUGCUGGUACCAGACAGUCGCUUCCCCUUGAGCUAUUACCUCGUUCCCUUCACAGAGAUCAUGGGGCUGCUGGCCCUGGCCAUCGGAGCAGUGACGCUGAUCGUGAGCUUCGUCCAGCACCGGGCAGACCUCCAGGGGACGCCGCUCACCCAAGAGCAGCUGGAACAGGUGCCCACUCACGACUAUCGGAAGGGCGACCCCUACGACGUCUGCGCCAUCUGCCUGGAAGAGUAUGAGGAUGGGGACCUGCUGCGGGUGCUCCCCUGUGCGCAUGCCUAUCACAGCCGCUGCGUGGACCCCUGGCUCACGGGCACCCAGAAGACCUGUCCCGUGUGCAAGCAGACUGUCCACCCAGGUCGUGGGCAGGAGGAAGGCGCUCAGCAGUGUGAGGGCGAUGUGGAAGGGGCGACAAGGGCUCACCCUGCCUCAGAGCGAACCCCACUUCUGGAACCCGGCCCCUCACACCCCACAUCCUUUGGGUCACUGGCCCCAGCCCCCCUUGUUUUUCUUGGGUCUUUAGCAGAUCUCUCACUCUCUUCUUCCUCAUCUUCCUCUUCAGAUGCCGUCUUGAGCUGAUCUCCUGCGCCACCUCUGUGACCUGUGUGCACAGCCGUGGGGCCUUUCUCUCCCAGGUUUCUCUGUUACCCAACCCAGGCCUGUAGAGGGAGUUGACGGUGCAAAGGGGCUGGGUCUUCGCUUACUGCAUUGGUCAAAUUGCUUUUGCAGACCCAAACCAAAAUUGGUUGGAUUCAUGUGGGAGCCAUAGGUGGAAGCCAUCACAAGCCAUUGGAAAUAGCUUGUUUUCAUAACCUGUGUUAGAGAUGAAAACAUAAUUAAAAAUGUUAUUUUUAAAUCACUCUUAGAGUAUCUUAAAUUGAAUGGGAUAUUAACAUUUGGCCUCAUAAUGCAAUUUCUCGUAUCUGUACAAACUUCAGUGCAUUUCCUCUUACUGUUUUUGAUCAGGGUCAGCAUGAAUUUAGUUAUCUACACUAAUCUGAAUGUUCGAUUGUCAUCAGUUAAUGCUUGAAGAGCACAGAACCAUUAAAAUGUUUACUUGGUUAUGGCAAAAGAGUGAACUUGGUGGUAGGUCACUGGCCUUCUUACCUGUGAAGUGGCUGUGUCAAUGCAGUUUUAAUUGCUUUAUAUAAUAUGGUCAUUUAGCAUCAUCAUAUGGCUAAGUAGGGUGGAAUUUUAAAAGAAUGUUCUUUAGCUUUGUCUGGAAUCUUUUGGAAUUAAAAACCUGUUUAAAUGAAGGAAACAUGCAACAUGAAAUGCUUUUUACCUGAGAGUGGUAAUUGUUCAGCCACACCAUAUUUUCUGUAUUUGGAGCUGCCUGUGUGUAAUAGCAUGACUGGAGUUAAUAGAGGAUCAUUAAAUAUGACCUUUUUUGGAAUUAAAGUCAUUUUCACCCUUUAAUGAUUACUAAUGAUAGGGAAGCUAGCUUUCAUUUGCACGGCCAAUUUUAACAUCUCAAACUUCUAGAUAUUCCGUUGUUGAUGUAGAUAACUACUCUCAGUGUAAGUCUCAGACUCUGUUCUGUUUCAUGUGAAACUUGAAAUAAAGUCUUAAAACACACCCAAAGACUUCUAUCUUGGAGAACAGAAUCGGU
Talpa occidentalis (Iberian mole) is the source of this 2490-nucleotide messenger RNA. RefSeq names its product E3 ubiquitin-protein ligase RNF167-like. Lineage: Eukaryota; Metazoa; Chordata; Mammalia; Eulipotyphla; Talpidae. Gene Ontology annotation, molecular function: ubiquitin protein ligase activity; zinc ion binding. Gene Ontology annotation, biological process: positive regulation of DNA-templated transcription; ubiquitin-dependent protein catabolic process; protein ubiquitination. The coding region runs from base 402 to 1457 and encodes 351 amino acids. The record is from RefSeq and is a predicted model, not a curated record. Gene Ontology annotation, cellular component: nucleoplasm; cytoplasm. The transcript has a single exon.